Messenger RNA from Xylaria bambusicola, 1313 nucleotides. RefSeq lists its product as uncharacterized. The record is from RefSeq and is a predicted model, not a curated record. The transcript is spliced from 3 exons. Bases 241 to 1083 code for a protein of 280 amino acids. Gene Ontology annotation, biological process: phospholipid translocation; retrograde transport, endosome to Golgi. Gene Ontology annotation, cellular component: trans-Golgi network; endosome. Lineage: Eukaryota; Fungi; Ascomycota; Sordariomycetes; Xylariales; Xylariaceae.
ACAUGCAAAAGGUGUCUCCUUUAUUGGAUCUACUUAGAUGCUUCAAGCAUUUGGGCUUGGUCGACCAUGACGAAACUUUUGGCUUUAUCCAUACAUUCAUUUCUAUUCUUUAAAUGUAAUCUCGUAUGCCACGGCCUUCUCCAUUAGCUUAGCCGCCUAUAUUGCGCUGGGUUUCCCGCUGUAGCUGUCAAGUCAGCCAAAGCCGUUUUAGCUGGGGGAUUCGUCUACCUUCCUGUCGCAAUGAUGGGCUUCUUCACGAGCCUCGCCAGCAUUGCGGCGCCGGUAUUCCUAAUCGUGUCGCCGGUAUUGUCCUAUGCCGAUCAAGCCAUUUCGAUGCAUCGAACAAAAUCAAGUACCGGCUUCUCUCUCGACAUUCCGCUUAUCAUGCUAGUCGCGUCUAUGUUUAGAAUAUUCUACUAUCCUGGAGCGAAAUAUGAUUUUGCCCUGCUUAUUCAGUCCUUUUGCAACAUAUUCAUGCAGCUUAUUCUCCUGAAGAUUGCGCUGGAUCACCGACCUGCCAGGGGUGGUGAAGCUGCGAUUCCUUUCGCUGGACCACACGACGGCAUCCUGGGCAUCCGGCGACCCUAUAAUUUCUGGCAAUGGCGCUCUCCAAAGCCCUAUUGGCAAUUCUUGCUGUACAUAUUCGUCACUCUUACGGCACUCGAACUCCUAAUCGCGCCAUUCCAUUCGAUAUACCCUACCUACUCCUCACUGAUCGGAUAUAUUGGACUAUCAGUCGAGGCGACUCUACCACUCCCACAACUUUACGCCAAUGCACAGUCCAAUUCAUGCAAAGGCUUCCGCUUCUCGGUCUUGGCUAGCUGGAUAAUAGGUGACUCUAUGAAAAUGUUUUGGUUCUUCACAGCAACGACAGAGAUUCCUUUGGCUUUCAAGCUUUGCGGCAUCUUCCAGGCUGUCUGUGAUGCGUUAAUUGGUGUGCAGUAUUUUGUAUAUGGGAAUGGGGACCCAUCGGUAAAGGCACUGCAACAGGAUUGGGAACUCACAGGCAAGUCGUCUUCAUCCAAUGGAUGGCAAACAUCUAUCGGCAGGCGAACGCCAAUGGCGGAGAAAACAUAUCAAUGAAUAAAAAGCUCAUUAUCUGAUGCUCAUUUGCACGCAAUUGUCUCUGUAAGCUGUACAUCAUGACAGCACCAAAAUAACUCAAUUUGAAAUUGGGCAAUGAGGCUCUUAUUGUAAUCCUGGCUCCUUUGAAACUCCGUCUAUAUUACGUCACACCUAAAGUUGGCGAGGCUGGUCUGCUCAAAGAGACUACGGUACCUGAUCUACUGUAUGCGCGUACAGACUACUCUUGG